Belonocnema kinseyi is the source of this 2541-nucleotide messenger RNA. RefSeq lists its product as uncharacterized. The record is from RefSeq and is a predicted model, not a curated record. Lineage: Eukaryota; Metazoa; Arthropoda; Insecta; Hymenoptera; Cynipidae. The transcript has 7 exons. Gene Ontology annotation, molecular function: RNA binding; calcium ion binding. Bases 106 to 1863 code for a protein of 585 amino acids.
AUUUGAUUUUUUACAUGUAGUUUAUAAACAAGUUCCACAUUCCAAACGUAAUUUUAAACAUAAAUUAAUAUAUUUUUUAUAAAAAGGAUAUACAAAUAUUGCAUUAUGGCAGAAGAACCUAUACCACCAAUAAAUGUACGAUUAGCGGUUGAUCGGUUAGAAAUGAAUUUAUUUGGAAACCCUGAAGUUCAAUUGCGGUUUUAUACUCCAGGAGAGGAAGUUUCGAAUCAAGGAGAUUUUUUGAGAGGUCACGGUACUUAUGUGGACGAACACAACACUUUGCGUUCAUCGGCGGCUGGAGUUUUAGAAAAAGUAAAUAAAUUGAUUUCCAUAAAGCCCUUUAGAGUGCGAUACCAAGGUGAAAUCGGUGACGUAGUCAUUGGACGAAUUACUGAAGUGCAACAGAAAAGGUGGAAAGUGGAUACAAAUGCAAAAUUGGAUUCUGGACUUCUUCUUUCCAGUGUUAAUUUACCUGGGGGAGAAUUGAGAAGAAGAUCCGUCGAAGAUGAGCAGACUAUGCGUCGUUAUUUACAAGAGGGUGAUUUAAUCUGUGCCGAAGUCCAAAAUACAUUUGCUGAUGGAUCGCUUUCACUGCAUACGCGGGUUCUCAAAUACGGAAAGUUGUCUCAAGGAAUUAUGCUGAAAGUUGAUCCUGGUCUGAUAAAGAGAAAGAAAACGCACUUCCAUAAACUCGCUAAUGGGGCAACUCUCAUCCUCGGGAACAACGGAUACAUUUGGAUAGGGGCGAAUACGCAGGAUACUGAUCGUUCCGAAGGUGGUUUCACACAAGAUUUAUCUCGAAUUUCUCAAGAAGAUAGAGAAGUUUUGAGAACUUUUUCGAAGGUCAAACAAAAAAUCAUGGACGCGUGUUUUACUGCUUUCGAUAAAGACGGGGAUGGAUUUCUCUCAAUUUUGGAAUUUCAGCUCAUUUGCCGAGCUCUCUUUCGCAACGAUCGAGGGAAAGUCUAUGAACUUGAGGAGCAGCAAUUGAAAGACAUUUUCGGGGUUUUUAAUACAAAAGGCGAUGGUUUGCUGGACAGGAAAGAGUUUCAGGUCUGUUGGAAUCGAUGGAUUAAAGUCUGCACAAGGCCAAAGAGCGCUUUUCUAAUCGUAGAUGUGCAGAAUGAUUUCAUCAGUGGAUCCCUUAACAUAAAGAAAUGUGCUGCUCAACAUGAUGGUUCGGAAGUUAUUGAACCAAUAAAUCGUUUGCUAGAGACUGUUCCUUUUGAAUCCGUAUUUUUUUCACUUGAUUGGCAUCCUGUGGAUCAUGUUUCGUUCAUCGAUAAUCUUCCUCUUAGAGAAAUUGACUUGUCCAGUGGAAUAUCAAAGGAAGAAGUCCGAGUAUAUGAUACAGUAACAUUCACCGGUCCUCCCGAAUUAAAGCAAAGAUUAUGGCCAAGGCAUUGCGUUCAAGAUUCCUGGGGUUCAGAGCUUCACAAGGAUUUAAAAAUCGUUGACAACGCGGUUAAAAUCUACAAGGGAACAAAUCCUGAUGUCGACUCCUAUUCAGUAUUCUGGGAUAAUAAAAAACUGACAGAAACGACAUUAUCUUCUCAGUUGCAAGCAAAAGGAGCGACCGAUAUUUAUAUUUGUGGCCUGGCUUAUGAUGUUUGCGUCGGAGCCACGGCUGUUGAUGCUCUAGCAAGUGGAUACCGAACCAUCCUCAUCGACGACUGCAGCAGAGGCGUUGACCUGGUGGAUAUUGAAAAAACGAAAUCGACUGUUAUAGCCAAUAAUGGCGUGAUCGUAAAUUCAAGCCAGGUCAAAGCAAUGGUUGAAGGGCGGGACCGCAGACCAGAACUCGGUUAUAAACUCGCGAUGGAAAUAAAGCAGACGCUUAGCGAUUGUGGAAAUGGCAAUUGACCUGGUUAUACGAAAAUUUUUAAUUCACUCCUGCAUUUAAAUACAAUGUAUACGAACAGCCACAGGCGAGAAAUCGCUGAAAAUAUUGCUUUCUGUUUGGUCAUUUCUACAAAUGAAGAAAUGAGAAUGACAACUGGAUGAGGUCCAUAAAUGAACAUUUACAGGAUGAACAAGGAAGGGUUUUAAAUAAAAAAUGUUUGAUAAAAUUUUAGAAACAUGUGUUCCCAAAGAAUACUCUACAUUGACAAUGCGAAAACAUUAAGAGAACAAAAAUUUCCAGUUUUCCGUUUCAUAAAUGUUAGAGCUGAAAUUCUAGAAUUUAUGGAAAUAUGAGAAUGACAAGAAUAUAAAGACUAAAAAUAAAAUUAUUUCUACAAUACUACAUGAUGGAAAAACUUAAUUCUCUGUGCUUUAAUGUCAAAAAACCGAAUGGUCCUUAUGUCGUUGUCAUUCUUAUAAUUUACAAAGUCAUUUUUUCGAGUAAAAGGACAAAUUAUUUUUACAUAUUUCUAAUACUUAUCGAUACAUAAUAUACUAAAUUAUUUCAAAUCGUUUAAAAUAGAAUUUAAAAAAUUUCAUCCUUACCCAGUUAUCAAUCUCAUGUCUUCAAAUAGUUUUCCGAUAGAUUUGAUUAUCUUUUUUUUUAUUUUGUAAAUAGAAUAAAUGAGUUUUUACGCU